AUGGUGCUCGAGGCGACGAUGAUAGUCGUCGACAACAGCGAAAGCAGCCGGAACGGAGACUAUGUGCCGUCGAGAUGGGAGGCCCAAGUAGACGCCGCCAACCUCAUCUUCCAUUCCAAGACCCAAGCAAACCCAGAAUCAUCUGUUGGUCUGAUGAGCAUGGGUGGCAGCGGUCCCGAAGUCCUCACUACCCUCACCACGAACCCCGGCAAGAUCUUGGACGGACUGCAUCGAACGAAGGUGAAGGGAGAGUCGCAUCUGUACACCGGCAUCAUGAUCGCUUCGCUAGCACUCAAGCACCGACAGAACAAGUCACAACGGCAACGCAUCAUCGUCUUCACCUGCUCGCCCAUCACCGACUCCUCCGCCACCCUCACGAAACUCGCCAAGCGCAUGAAGAAGAACAACACCAGCAUCGACAUCAUCGCCUUCGGCGACCUCACAGACGAGAACCUGGAGAAGCUCCGCGCAUUCAACGAGGCCGUCAAGUCGAACGAAGGCUCGCAUCUCGAGAUUAUACCCCCGGGCCCCAACCUCCUCUCAGACACCAUCGUGGCAUCCCCGAUCCUGGCUGGCGAAGGUGGUGGCGCACCGACAAACGGCGCGGGAGCUGGUGGCGAUGGCGGCGCGGGAGGAGAGAGCUUCGAGUUCGGCGUGGAUCCCAACCUAGACCCAGAGCUUGCUUUGGUGCUGCGCAUGAGUAUGGAAGAGGAGAAGGAGCGACAAGAGCGUGAGAAGAAGGCACGGGAAGAGGCAGAGGGCAAGACAAAUCUGGAGAGCGUGCCGGAGAACAGGGAGGGCGAGGCGAGUGAGAGCCAGCCGUUACUGGAUGGGAAUGGUGAGCCGAGUGGCUCUGCUUCUGAGGCCAAGAAGUCAGAGGAUAAGAAGGAUGAUGAUAAGAUGGACACUGCGUGA
Messenger RNA from Zasmidium cellare ATCC 36951, 915 nucleotides. RefSeq lists its product as uncharacterized. Gene Ontology annotation, cellular component: proteasome regulatory particle, base subcomplex; nucleus; cytosol. The transcript is spliced from 3 exons. Gene Ontology annotation, molecular function: polyubiquitin modification-dependent protein binding. The record is from RefSeq and is a predicted model, not a curated record. Gene Ontology annotation, biological process: proteasome-mediated ubiquitin-dependent protein catabolic process. The coding region runs from base 1 to 915 and encodes 304 amino acids. Lineage: Eukaryota; Fungi; Ascomycota; Dothideomycetes; Mycosphaerellales; Mycosphaerellaceae.